Dromaius novaehollandiae (emu) is the source of this 5580-nucleotide messenger RNA. Its product is annotated as loricrin-like. Lineage: Eukaryota; Metazoa; Chordata; Aves; Casuariiformes; Dromaiidae. Bases 3542 to 5311 code for a protein of 589 amino acids. The transcript is spliced from 3 exons. The record is from RefSeq and is a predicted model, not a curated record.
AUAAGUCAAUCACUGUUUCUUUCCAAGAGGAGGACUAGAUACUAUAUAAAAGUUCUCACACACCAGGUUUUCUUGCUCGAUUUGACUUCUUUCCACUGGUUCCUGCUGUGGGACACGGGCUCCCCAAACCCUGUGACGAUGGGCUCCCAUCAGCAGAAGGGCGAUGGCCAAGGGAUCUCGGAGCAGUCCGGUGGAUGCCAUGGCAGUGGCGGCAGAGGAGGAUCUUGCCAUAGGGGUGGCGGAGGAGGAUCUUGCCAUAGUAGCGGGGAAGGAGGAUCUCUAGGCUACCAGAUCCAAGGAUCAUCCUGCCACAGCGGAGGAGGAAGCAGCAGUGGUGGUGCUAUCUACCAGACCCACAUAUCAUCCCCCUCCUUUGGAGGAGGAGGAGGAUCAGGCCACCAGAGCCAAGGAUACAUCAGCAGCAGUGGAGGAGGAGGUGGUGGUGGAGGUGGUUCAGGCCACCAGGGCCAAGGGCCCAUCUGCAUCGGGGGAGGUGGUGGAGGAGGUGGUUCAAGCCACCAGGGCCAAGGGCCCAUCUGUGCUGGAGGAGGAGGUGGUGGUUCAGGCCACCAGGACCAGGGGCCCAUCUGCAUUGGAGGAGGUGGUGGAGGUGGUUCAGGCCACCAGGGCCAGGGACCCAUCUGCAUUGGAGGUGGUAGCAUAGGAGGAGGUAGUGGAGGUGGUGGUGGUGGUGGUUCAGGCCACCAGGGCCAGGGACCCAUCUGCAUUGGAGGUGGUAGCAUAGGAGGAGAUGGUGGAGGUGGGUCAGGUCACCAGGGCCAGGGACCCAUCUGCAUAGGAGGUGGCAGCGGUUCAGGCCAGCAAAGCCAGGGACCCAUCUGCAUUGGAGGUGGUGGUGGAGGUGGUGGUUCAGGCCAGCAAAGCCAGGGACCCAUCUGCAUUGGAGGUGGUGGUGGAGGAGGUGGCUCAGGCCACCAGGGCCAGGGACCCAUCUGCAUUGGAGGCAGUAGCAUAGAAGGAGGUGGUGGAGGUGGGUCAGGUCACCAGGGCCAGGGACCCAUCUGCAUAGGAGGUGGCAGCAUAGGAGGUGGUGGAGGUGGUGGCGGUGGUUCAGGCCAGCAAAGCCAGGGACCCAUCUGCAUUGGAGGGGGUGGCGGAGGAGGAGGCAGCAGCUCCUCAAGCCACCAGGGACAAGGGCCCAUCUGCAUUGGAGGAGGUGGUGGAGGUGGUUCAGGCCACCAGGGCCAGGGACCCAUCUGCAUUGGAGGUGGUAGCAUAGGAGGAGGUAGUGGAGGUGGAGGUAGUGGUGGUUCAGGCCACCAGGGCCAGGGACCCAUCUGCAUUGGAGGUGGUAGCAUAGGAGGCGGCGGUGGUUCAGGCCAGCAAAGCCAGGGCCCAAUCUGCAUUGGAGGGGGUGGUUCAGGCCACCAGGGUCAAGGAUCAUCCUCCUUUGGAGGAUACAGCAGUGGAGGUGGUUCAUCCAGCUCUGGCGAUUCAUCCGUGUAUCAGCAGACCCAGCCCGUCUCCUGGCCACCACAGCAUAAACACAAGUAGCUGCUGCAGAAAGGACUCUGAUCAAGAAAGCCCAAGAUGCAAACAUGCCUCACUGAUUUCUUUCCCUACUAAAUUUAAGAAUAUUUGCAUGAUUCCUUUCUCCUCUUAUUUGGACUUUUUCUCUUCAAUGGCCCUGCUGAUCCAGAGCCUCUGGUGGCAUGUAUUAUUAACCUGCAGUCUGACACCAGGGUUGUUGCAUGUUUCUGUUUUCUGCCUCAGUUUCCUAGUGUUUGCAUGAGACAAUAAAACUUGCAAUUCUAGAGAGCUUCAGUGUCCAAGUAGUUGGAUUUUGUUUUAUACCUCAUAUUUUGCAUUAUUCCUCUUUUCUUCUGAGCUGAUGCUGUUGUAAUAAAGUUCCAGAGCACAACUGCAAUGGAAACCCACAGGUAGAACAGAUGCAAAGGACAUCAAGCCAGAUUCACUCCAUAGUUGUGUCUCCUUUUUUAAUGUCAGUUGCUACUAACAGUCUUGACUUUUGCCCAUUAGGUAAGAUACCACAAAGUUAAAUAUUGCAAACAGUCUCUCUUUAAGGACAGAACCAAUUUCUAUCUCAUCUAAGCAUCAUAUAAUGACCAAGGUAGUUAUUUAAAUGGAUUAGGAGAGGAAAGAUGCAAAAACUCUUACACUCUAGUACAAAAGAUUACAACAUACGAUUAUACCUGUGAGGCUGAGUCCCUUGCAUGUGCCCACUGCAUGAACUCUUGGUGCUCACGGCUGCACAAAGGCAGAGAGGGUACUUGCCCCUUAUGCACACUCUACCCAAGUAGCUGGGAAAGAGAAAUGAGGGGGGUCUAUCCAACCCUUGCUCCAGUUCUGAACCCCCCAGUGCAUCAAGCAGCUGGGACAGGACUUUAGAAAGCACCUCCCAAGAGCUGAGACACUAAGCCUGGAGUAACUAAGGAUCUCAUCAUUUGCACAGGAGUAAAACACUGCUCCAGCUAAGAGUCUUCAGAGGGAGCUUGUCUACGGGAAGCUAUUUCUUUGAUGUGGUAUUUUCUGGCAAUAAGUAGGGAAAAGAAAAUAAACCUUUUCUGCCUGAACUGUUCCACGCAAGGCGGACGAUAAAUGUUUAGGAACUGGCUGAGCAGAGACAGGGAUGACCCAUGUCUAUUAGCAGGUAAAGGGAGCUUCAUGUGGUGCUUCUGCUGUCAGCCACUACCCCAGCCAGCAUCUCCCAGCUUGAGUGCAGGGUGCUAGCUAGAGUCUCGCAGCCCUGCCUUCACUCUGAACUGCAGGAGAAGAGCUCACAAGUGACAUCUGCAAUCAAACUGCAGGUAGUCUAGGAAAUGAUACAGGAGAGAAGUGGUCCGAUUUGAUGAGUCAGGACAAGUGGGCAGACUGAGCUGGGUUUGGUUAGUAAAUAAGCCUAUCACCAUUCCUUUGGAUGCCUCAUUUCCCGUAUGGGAAAGCUAGAAACCAUAUAAAAGUUGCUGGGUCUCACAGUGCAUCAUUCACUCAGCUUUGGUCCACUGCACGCGUUGUCAGAGUUGAGAAGGGUAAGUCCAUUUCUUCUGAAGGGAGAGAUUCUUCUCCUUCUAUAUUUAUGUUUGGAAAACAGAAAUGCCUUGGUAGAGUAAGCCUGAUGGGUGACGACCUGAAAGGCAGGAAGGUUGUUUUGAUGAAUUUACAUCUCCUGACGAUGUCAGCAGAAGCAAAAACAAAAAACAACCUGUGCUUUUGGAAGCAAUGUGUUUCAUCAUUAUUCCAUAACUGUUCCAUCUGGAUCUCUAUAAAGACAUUAAAUGACAAGUUGAUUAUCUUGAGCAAUCUCUUGCGAGUGCAAGGCUUUUAUAUGCUGCUGUGAUCCAUGGAGCACACACAAUUUAGAAGAAAGAAAGCUCAGUGAGUGUAGAGGAUGUCCUUUCACUGUUAUUUGGUUGUAAGAGGGUCCCUCUGGAUGGGGGAAAUUACUGUGAUAGCAGUGGCUUUACUUGGGUACCAUUUUCACAACAUAAAACAGGCUUAGCAGUAUUUCCUUGGUGCUCCAUCCUGACAGCACUCUUUCUUGCAGGCUUGGUGCUCAAAGAUGUGCUCCCGACAGAACUCCAGAGGCUGCCACGAAACAUCCUCCCAGUCCGGGGGAUGCCACAGCGGGGGCUCGUCCUGCCAUGGCGGCAGCUCCUCCAGCUACCAGGCACUGGGCUCCUCUUGCUGCGCGAGCGGAGGCUCCAGCAGCUAUGGCGGGGGCAUAGCCUCAUGCCAGCAGAUACGGGGAUCCUCAGGCUACGGCACGGCAGGAGGAUCCAGCGGGGGCUCCAUUAUCAUCUCGUCUGGGGGUGGCAGUGGAGGGUCAUCCGGAUGCUGCAGUGGGGGGGGAUCCGGCGGGGGCAGCACAGGCUCCGGUCAGAAGAUCAUUGUCAGCUCCGGAGGUGGAGGUGGCGGCUCAUCCGGAUGCUGCAGUGGGGGAUCCUCAGGCUAUGACUUGGGAGGAGGAAGCAGCAGUGGCUCUUCAGGAGGCAAGAUCAUAAUAGCAGGAGGGGGGAGCAGUGGGGGAUCAUCCGGAUGCUGCAGUGGAGGAUCCUCAGGCUAUGGCCUGGGAGGAGGCUACGGUGGUGGCAGCGGGGGAUCAGGCCAGAAGAUCAUUGUCAGCUCUGGAGGUGGAGGAGGUGGCUCAUCCGGAUGCUGCAGUGGAGGAUCCUCAGGCUAUGACUUGGGAGGAGGAAGCAGCAGUGGCUCCUCAGGAGGCAAGAUCAUAAUAGCAGGAGGGGGGAGCAGUGGGGGAUCAUCUGGGUCCUGCAGUGGAGGAUCCUCAGGAUACGGCCUGGGAGGAGGCUACGGUGGUGGCAGCGGGGGAUCAGGUCAGAAGAUCAUUGUCAGCUCCGGAGGUGGAGGAGGUGGCUCAUCCGGAUGCUGCAGUGGGGGAUCCUCAGGCUAUGACUUGGGAGGAGGAAGCAGCAGUGGCUCCUCAGGAGGCAAGAUCAUAAUAGCAGGAGGGGGGAGCAGUGGGGGAUCAUCUGGGUCCUGCAGUGGAGGAUCCUCAGGAUACGGCCUGGGAGGAGGCUACGGUGGUGGCAGCGGGGGAUCAGGUCAGAAGAUCAUUGUCAGCUCCGGAGGUGGAGGAGGUGGCUCAUCCGGAUGCUGCAGUGGAGGAUCCUCAGGCUAUGACUUGGGAGGAGGAAGCAGCAGUGGCUCUUCAGGAGGCAAGAUCAUAAUAGCAGGAGGGGGGAGCAGUGGGGGAUCAUCUGGGUCCUGCAGUGGAGGAUCCUCAGGCUAUGGCCUGGGAGGAGGCUACGGUGGUGGCAGCGGGGGAUCAGGUCAGAAGAUCAUUGUCAGCUCCGGAGGUGGAGGAGGUGGCUCAUCCGGAUGCUGCAGUGGAGGAUCCUCAGGCUAUGACUUGGGAGGAGGAAGCAGCACUGGCUCCUCAGGAGGCAAGAUCAUAAUAGCAGGAGAGGGGAGCAGUGGGGGAUCAUCCGGAUGCUGCAGUGGAGGAUCCUCAGGCUAUGGCCUGGGAGGAGGCUACGGUGGUGGCAGCGGGGGAUCAGGCCAGAAGAUCAUUGUCAGCUCCGGAGGUGGAGGAGGUGGCUCAUCCGGAUGCUGCAGUGGGGGAUCCAGUGGUGGGUCUUCAGGAGGCAAGAUCAUAAUAGGAGGUGGAGGUAGUGGGGGAUCAUCUGGAUGCUGCAGUGGGGGAUUCAGUAGUGGCAGUGGAGGUUCCUCAGGCCACACAAUCAUCAGCUCCGGAGGAGGCAGCGGAGGGUCCUCCCAGUCCAUGCAGCAGAAAUGCCCCACCAUCAUUCCCAAUAUUGAAUCCCAUCAAACCAAGCAGGCCUGCUACUGGCCCCCCAGCUACCAGAAGUGAUGGCCACAGAUGGCCCCGGCGCUCAGCAAGAACAGCCCUCCGUGCGACAGACAAGUCACCGUUUUCUCUCUACAUCUGGUGCUCUCUUCCAAGUUUGCUGUUUCCUCCCAGCAUGUCCUCUUCUCUUGAUGCUGCAUCACUGUGCUGUGAAGCCCUGGAUAAACAGUGUUGUGCCCUGGUGCUGGGUUUAUGAUGUCUUUGAUCAGGCUUUGCUGCUUUACCUAUCCAUCAAUGUGAACGGAAAUAAAACUUACUGCGUACAGAAAGUA